CCCACGUAGGUGCUCAUAUCCGGAGAGACACGGAGACAGAGAGGGAGAGAGGGGGAGAGAGGCUGACGUCCCUCCCUUUUUUUUGGCAUUUUUUUUUUUUUGCUCUGCAGACUCGUGUGUGACAUAUCUGCUACCGGAUUUCCCAUUAACUUUAAAAAAAAAAAAAAAAAAAUUUUAUACACCAUUUUCAUUGUCGCAUCCCUCUGUCCCUCGAGUCUUUGGAAUGAACUGUUUUCCUGCCUGCGUCGUUUCCAUGUCAGCAUGGGAACUGCCGCGUCCAAGAGGAAGAAUUUAAGAAACGAUGCGAUAUCUUCUGUGGCAGCAAAAGUUAGAGCAGCGCGAGCAUUUGGAGAGAACCUGUCCCACACACACUCUGAAAACCGAAACGGAUCAGCUCAUCUUCUGUGUGACACCUUGGUGGGUCCUGACCCAGAGUCUCCAAGUGACAGGAUUGGCCCUAACAACAACAACCACCUCCAUCCCUGCACCAACGCAACCAAAGGCUGUGAGGACAAACCAAAGCCCAGCCUGGUGAAACAGCCACUGGGCUUGCUCCAGCCACCUCCGCCCUCCAUCACCAUUUCUACCAAGCCGACGCGGUUGUCCCUCGAGCGCAGCUUCUCAGCGGAGGAAGACCAGCAGAAGUGUGUCGAGUGCACCCUGCAGCCUGCCCGUGUGUACACCAUCACUACCCAGCACGGAUUGCUGAUGAGCAGCGGCCGGGGCAGCAAGGAGAGCCUAGAACUGGACGUCCUGAAGGAGAAGUCGGGGAGUGGCGGGGUGGGAUCCAGAGGUGGUUUGAUCCAGCCCUCCACUUCCCCUUCCUCGACCUCUUCAUCUCCAACACAGUACCACCACGCCAGCAGCAGCCGGGGCACCGGCAGCUGUGGAAGCAGCCACCACCACAGCAACCAUCACCACGGUAACCAUCACCACGGGAAACACGACCACCACGCCAUCGCGGGCACCAACGCGCCCUCCAGCAGCGGAGGAAGUAGUGGGGCAACUGGAAGCAGCGGUAGCAACCAGCAGCAGCAGUCUCUAAACAUGUCCGGGUCCCACUCCCAUCAUGGAUCACACCACUCCCACCAUCACCAUCACCUGUCUCAGCCCCCGCUGCAGACCUCCGUCAGCGCCCACAACAUCCGCAGCUGGGGCGAUGGUGGAAAAGGGGAGGCGGAGUGCAGCGGGCUGGCCUGCGAUUCGUGCAGUGGGGCCCCCUCGCGGAGCCAGGGUUCCCUGGACCUGGAGAGCGCUAGCCGAGAGGCAGGCAAGCAGCACAGACGCCUAGAGCGGAUGUGGAGUGUGGACCGGGUGACUGGGAUGGAGAGAGAGGACACCAACUGGUUCCCCAAGGAAAACAUGUUCUCCUUUCAAACUGCCACAACGACCAUGCAGGCGUGAGUGAACUUCCGGAAGCAUCUCCGUAUGGUGGGCAGCAGAAGGAUUAAAGCACAGACGUUCGCUGAGCGUAGAUCGAAGAGUUUCAGCCGUUCCUGGAGUGACCCCACCCCUGUCAAGACUGACUCUCCUCAUGAACCCAGAGAGAGCGGAGACCUGCAGACCUCCUGUGGCACCCUGGAUGAAGGAGGCCUCGACGACAACAUAGACUGGGAAGAGGAGAGAGAGAUGGAGCGGCUCGCCUGUGAGGGAGACGACUUUGUACCUCCCAAAAUCAUGCUGAUCUCCUCUAAAGUCCCCAAGGCGGAGUAUGUUCCUACUAUAAUCCGCAGGGAUGACCCCUCCAUCAUUCCCAUCCUCUACGACCAUGAACAUGCAACCUUUGAUGAUAUUCUGGAGGAAAUAGAGAAGAAGCUCACAGCUUACAGGAGAGGAAGCAAGUUCUGGAGGAUGCUCAUCUUUUGUCAGGGAGGCCCCGGUCAUCUGUAUUUACUGAAGAAUAAAGUGGCAACCUUCGCUAAGGUAGAAAAGGAAGAAGACAUGAGCCAAUUCUGGAGGAGGCUCAGUCGCUUCAUGAGCAAAGUCAACCCAGAACCCAACCUCAUCCACAUAAUGGGAUGUUAUGUCCUGGGCAACCCCAAUGGAGAAAAGCUGUUCCAGAAACUGAAGAAUCUGAUGAGGCCUUAUUCUGUCGAGUUCGAGUCACCGCUGGAGCUGUCUGCACAGGGCAAAGAGAUGAUUGAGAUGUACUUCGACUUCCGCCUCUACCGACUUUGGAAGACGCGCCAGCACUCCAAACUGUUGGACUAUGAGGAUUUUUUGUGACGAAGACACCAGGAUAGUGGGUGCAGCGGAGCCCUCCAGUGCCACGAGGAACCUGUUAAAACUGAUCCAAUGACUGAACAUUGCUCAACUGUAGUGCUCGACCCAACAGCUCAAUAUUAAACAGUCAUACCUGCUUUCAUCCUGGAGAGGGCUGGGAGAGGAUGGAGAGGGAUGGCAGGCCGAGGAGGCUGAAGACAAACUAAAUCAUGCUGCUCUGUUCUUCCUCAUUUCAAGAGUAACUUUCAAAGACUAACAAAAAGGGCCGAAACAAUACAAAUAAAAGAAAAAAAUGAGGAAAAAGCAGAGACAACUGGACUAUCUCUGCAUCUCGAGUUUGAAAGCAAAAAGGGAGCAUCAAAAAUUCCAACAUGUACAAAAAAGAAAUAUCAUUUUAGUCACUUCUGUUGCAAGGACAUAAAAUUUUUGAGGCUGAAGUGCUUCAGAAAAAUCGCUGAAAGUCAUUCUGUCAUAAUAUGGUUCUGUGUUUUGACUGGACCUCUUAGAUAAUCUCAGAUCCCGGACACACACAUAUACAUAAAUAAUCCAUAUACUGAUGUGUGUAUAUAUCACAUGAAUAUAUUAGCAUAGCUUUAGUCAUGCAAAUAAUACUCUAUAUGAGAAUAAUGAUGCAUCAUUUAUUUUUGAUGUGCAUUGUUGUGCAGUUUCAUAUGGAAAUACUUUGGAAUAACUCAGGUUUUAGCCAUGAAGUAAUUAAUCUGUUUGUCUAUUCUAUCAAGAUAUUGUAAUCUCCGUCGCCAUCGCUUGGAAUGAAUGUAUUAUCUCCUUAGAAAUGCAUCUUCUGUUUGAGGAAUUGAGCUUUAUGUUUUGGUAAAAAAAAAAAGAAAAGAAAAAAAAAAGUACAAUGUGCUGAUUUUGUGUGAGUGUGUGUGUGUGUGUGUGUGUGUGUGUGUUUUCCAUGUAAAAAGGAAAAGAAAAAAAAACAUGCAGAUGUGUUGUGUAUUUUCUCUAUCUGCUCCUCCUUUGAAGCAAAAAGAAUGAUCACCUUCAUCCCCACAAUUAUCUUUUUAUCACAUACACAUGGACAGUCUAGUAUGAUUCAUGAUGUCAAGAGGGAUGUAACAGCCAUCCAAGUGCACCUACCCCUGUAGUGUAGGAGUUGCCCUGUUGAUCCCCUUUGCUCUUUUGCAGAGGGUUCAGGCCACUUAGCCGGCCCCUGUCAAUAGAGCCGGCUGCUCUCACUCCUGCCAAACACUCUUGGCUUCUCUUAAUGGCAGCCAAACGAGCUUCUGCCACCUCUUACUUCACUGGGCUGUGAUCCAGUCGGAGGACCGGAGCUCUCUGAAUUAAACAGAUCUGCCAGAAGUUUAAGCUGUUAACAGCCAUCUGCUGCUCCUGCCAGGUGUCAGCUAGUUAAAAGGCCAGAAAUAUGUACUGAGUGUGUGUCUGUGUCUGAGACGAUCGCACUGGCCGAGUGACCUGAGCUUUCACAGACAGAUUAAGAAUUGUCACAUGUGGAGAGCAGCAGCUGAGCUGGACACCAAUCUGAAACAAAUUGCAAGUGCUCACACACAGAGACACACACAAAUAAAACAACAGGGCUGGGACAAAAAGGCAUUUUAACAAAUCAUGACAAAAUUAACAUUUAACAUCAACAAUGUUAUAAUUUUAAAAACAGCGUUCGAGCUGUCAAAUGCUUCCCUGUUUUUCAGAUGCAAGACAGGUGCACAUCUACUAAGUGAAGUGUGUGCUCUGCUAGAGUCAAAUUAACAUAUAAAAUGGCAUAGAGGCACUCAAAGGACAGAAAGUUUGCUGUUUAAACUUGGUCCAAAUGGCCAGUGUCCAAAGUGGAGUGAAAAGGCUGCUGUUAUAAAAGAGGAGCAGGACGUGAUGUGUGAAACAGCACACACUUACGGACAGUCUCCUCUGGAAGGCAUUCAUGGUGUCGCGCUUGGUUGUAGACAGCCUGUUAAACGAUCUUCAUCCGAAGCAUACUGAGGACGUUAAGCUGACACAUUUCAGCCAAAUGAAGGCUUGUUUAUCUCAACCUAAGAAAUAAAAUGGUAAACUGAGGCCAGAGUAUUGAGAUUUCUUUUUUGUGCCAGUAUUCUACUUUUUGUGUGCCUGUAGUUUUUGUUAGUGCUAGAGGGAGCAACUAAUGUAAGAGCAUUUACUUGAUGAAAUGAAUAUAAACAGUACCAGCUUUACAAAUGAUCUUAAAAAUUGCUUGUGUUAUCUGAAAGUGUUAACAUCGUGUUUGUUGUCCUGCUUCUCCUCCUUAAAAUGCUGUCACAUUUCAGGCAAGGUAGAGAGUAGCAAUGCAAGAAGACAUAGCUCAGUCCCACCACAGCUCACGGCUCAGAUAGUCACAGCGGUGCGCAUCAACUGAAACAGUGCGUCCCCAAAUUACAACAGCUCCUGAAUGUCAUACAGAAUCGCUAUUAUUACUAACCAAUUACUGUUUGCAUAAGUGGUCGGCACUGAGAAAGUUUAUAGUUUUUUUUUUUUUUUUUUAACAGAUUUCACUCGAGAUGGUUGAGUGGUCCCAGCCCUAGCAUGUCCACAGACAAACAUAUUCAAACACACAGUACAAAGUAUUCUCUAGCUGUGUAAGGUAAAUACUUUUCCAUUCGUCACUGUUUGUGUGGAUGUGUUAAUAUUUGGAGCAUUAAGUGCAGAAUUCUUUUUGUGUUAGAGUCAAACAAUCUCACUGGAGUGUUCUUCAUUUCUCUACAAGCAGGACUCUGCUUUUUAUUUGCUUGUGCCCUCUCUCUGACAUUGCAGUGCUGGCCUACGGUUUGUCUGGCACAGACAAGUGCUCUCUCAGCCUGAGUCACGCAUUACAUGUUUUCACUACAGAUUUCAAAUUCAACUGUUACACAACUCUUCAUGUCAUUGAGCCAUUUUAAUUCCAGCAGAAGCAUUAAGCUGCCAAAUUCUCAAAGAUGUUGCCCUUAACAGCUGCUGGGUUUAAUGGAAUUUUUUUUUUUCUGGCAUAAUUUUCAUAUCAGAGAAAUGGACGCUGGUCAGUUUGAGGCAAAGUUGUGAUUGGAUGGAUUCUGCCAAUUCAGGAAGUUCCUCUUUAGAAAGGUAACCGUACAUCUUGUGCCACAGAAAACAUAGAAGAAAAUCUCAUAUGCAGUCUAUACAGAAAUUACUGGUAAUCAAUGUUUUUUUUUAACUUAUUGGGCUGAACUGAACAUGAUGUGAAGAGCACUCUGACUCAGGAGUUUGAGAGAGCUUUCUUGUUUUCCUCCUCACCGGAAAUCUAAUUAAAGAUGCAAACAUG
Seriola aureovittata is the source of this 5473-nucleotide messenger RNA. It is a transcript of the gene nsmfa, whose product is annotated as NMDA receptor synaptonuclear signaling and neuronal migration factor a. Lineage: Eukaryota; Metazoa; Chordata; Actinopteri; Carangiformes; Carangidae. Gene Ontology annotation, cellular component: nucleus; cytoplasm. Gene Ontology annotation, biological process: regulation of neuronal synaptic plasticity; positive regulation of neuron migration. The record is from RefSeq and is a predicted model, not a curated record. The transcript has 14 exons.